Molecule: messenger RNA, 2046 nt
Organism: Linum trigynum
Lineage: Eukaryota; Viridiplantae; Streptophyta; Magnoliopsida; Malpighiales; Linaceae
Source: the annotation of a GenBank genome assembly
GUCAAUUUUAAUUGAAGUUUUGAAGAGAAAAUGAGUAAGAUUUGAGGUCUAAGAGAUAAUUCUAGUAUUUGAGGAACAUGGAUAUACAAAGCGUUUAAGUGAGUGAGUAUAUGUAAAAGUGAGUGAUGUCAAAUGUAACCUGAUCCGAGUAACCCGCCCGAUCAACCCGACCCGUAAUCCGAUUUGACUAAAAGUCAAUGACCCGUAACCGGCCCGACCCGCAACCCCGAUCGACCCGUAAUCCGACCAACCCACAAACCUGGUCGACCCAUAAUCCGAUCAACCCGCAAUCCGAUCGACCCGCAACCCGUAUGUAACACCUUAGGCGAAUCCCACAUUGACAAAGCACGGGAGAGAUCCAUGGUUCAUAAGUAGGAAACCAACCUUAACUGACAAGAAGCGUUUUGGGGUGAAACGAAGGAGUUCUUGUGAGAACUCCGAAGUUAAACGUGUGUUGUGUGGAGUACAACAAGGAUGGGUGACCUUAUGGGAAGUCACCCUGAAUUGCACCCCAAGUCGAAAACCGUGAGGGUAGAGGCCCAAAGCGGACAAUAUCUUCGUCGGGAAAAGGUUCGGGAUGUUACACCGACUAACCCGAACCCGUAACCCGACCAACCCGCAGCCCGACUAUAUUAGAAGGAAUUCGAUGAAGAUAAACUAUAAGUUGACAUUUGAAAUCCUAGUUCACUAAAGUCUGAUCAUUACAUCAUCAAUUAUUAACUUAGUAUAAUAAAUUAAUAAUGUACAUCAUCAACCUAUUAACGCAUAUAACAUAAUCAAAUAUUGAUUUAGAUACAUCAUCAACCUAAUAGUGCACAUAACAUUAUUAAUUUAGCACAAUAAGAUAAUUAUAAGAUUUAAAAUCCAAAUAUCAUGGUCCUAUCAUAAAAAAGACUAAUAAUAGUUCACAAAAGUCUGAUCAUAAGCAACUCCAAAUCACACCACUUAGGGGUAUGAUCUGAAGAGUGAAGAAGAGUUUUAAAAACUCCAAGUUAGUGAACAAUAGAGCGCGGCCUUGCUACGAAAAAAUUGGAAGUUUUUGAGCUACCAAAAUUAAUCCCGCUUCAUUUUUCAUCUUCCCUCCCACCGGAACCAAAAACAGCUCGCUUUUUCACAUUUUCCAUUCUUUACAUUUUCUCGUAGCGCUCCAAAAUUAUAAGCAAAAUUUUUUAUUAUGGAGCCAAAUAUUCGGCAACUAAAAUAGCAGGCGGCAAAUUUUGUGGGCGGCAAAAAUGGAGCAAAAUUUUGGUCAGAAAAAUUAAAGUGUCUCAAUUCUUAUAGAGUUUUUUUCCCCAAGUAAUAUCAAAAUACAAUAGUUAAAUCCUCUACCCAAAACCCCAAAAAGACAGUUAGUGGAGCCACCCUACAAAAUCGAAGGACGCUAUCUCUACAGGGGACAACAGCAGGACUUGUCUUGCCACUCUACGGGCAGCCCAGUUGACAGUCCACGGGACCGAACUAAAGAGAAUACAUGAAGAACCAGAUCUCAACAACUGAAAACAAUCACGAAGUAAGGGCCUUCCACCGAGUCUUCACAGCAUCUACCAUCAAGUUGCCAGAUAACCACUUCAGAAUGACCUUCGAUGAUGGCGUGGGGAAUAGUGCGAGAAAGCACCAAAGAGAUGGCAUCCCUGGCGGCCAACAGCUCUGCAAGAUAAGGAUUCGAAAUCCCUGGAUGGUGGAAUCCCAAGGCCAAAAGACUUGCCCAUCCGAUCCUCAAAUUAUGAGUUUUGUUUUUUUGGAGUCCCAACUUUAAAGUCGUGUGGUCCAAAAAAUGAGGGAGAAGACUUUGAGUAUAAAUUUCAUUUUAUAGAAUAAUGAGAGUUAUCACCCGAUUGACCCGUAACCAGAUUGACCCGCAAAAAGUAACGCGAUGUGCUGGUCCGUAAAACUUGCAACCCGACCCGCAACCCGAGUGACCCGUAACCCGCAACCUGAAUGAACCCAGCCCGAGCCCGCCCGAUUGACACCUCUAUGUAAAGGGGAUUGCUAUUUGUCGCCCUAAAAUUUUCUUAUUUGUCGCCCUAAUUAAAUUACAUUUACUCU